Copidosoma floridanum is the source of this 3400-nucleotide messenger RNA. RefSeq lists its product as uncharacterized. Gene Ontology annotation, molecular function: L-amino acid transmembrane transporter activity. The record is from RefSeq and is a predicted model, not a curated record. NCBI's taxonomy places the organism in Eukaryota, Metazoa, Arthropoda, Insecta, Hymenoptera, Encyrtidae. Gene Ontology annotation, biological process: amino acid transmembrane transport. Gene Ontology annotation, cellular component: membrane.
CAGAGCGGUUCACACGUUUUAUAUAUAUAUAUAUCUAAUCUCAAAAUAUUUUUGUGUCUUCAAAAGUGUUAUUAUUAUAUCUUAUCACCUAGUCGUCAAGUUGUUGGCCAACCCGCCACAGUGACAAGCAUAAAUUAUGAUAAUGCAAUACCGAGUAGAUUAAGUGUUUUUGUGUGUUUUAACCUUUAAGUACCAAAUAUAAAGUUUCGGUUGAAAUAAAGAAAGUGACAUCGCCAUGAAUUACGACUGCAUGUUAGAAAAAAGCAGAUAAAUGUAAGCGCAUGGAACAUCAGUGGUCAUAAUACAUUGAGGAUGUGAUUGAUUUAACAACUACUUUUCUUUGUGUGUCAAGGGUGCAAUAUAAAGGGCAGAUGACCUAUUGGAUCGUCACUUCGAGGUUUUAGUUUGCAUUUUAUUUCGAUUCAACCCUUCGAGGCUGUGAUAUUAAGAUGAUCUCGCACAUAACGACUCUUGCCAACGGCAUCAUUGGCGUCAGUGUUCUGGCAAUGCCAUUUUGCUUCAAGCAAUGCGGCAUUGUUCUUGCAACACUGGUACUGCUACUCAGCAGUGCUCUAUCCAGACUGGCUUGUCACUUUCUCAUCAAGUCAGCGGUCAUGUGUCGCCGAAGGAACUUUGAGUUCUUGGCCUUCCAUGCUUUUGGCCCCAUGGGCAAGUUUUUCGUUGAGCUGUGCAUCAUAGGAUUCUUACUGGGAACUUGCAUUGCCUACUUUGUUGUUGUUGGCGAUUUGGGACCACAGAUCAUUGGGGAGUUCAUAGACAAGGAGCCCAAAGACAUAAGAAGUGGCCUUCUCAUUACCACUGCUGUUUUUAUUGUUUUACCUUUGGGUUUGUUGAGAAAUGUUAGCAGCCUUGCAAGCGUCAGUACUGCAUCCAUAGCUUUUUACAUUUGUCUAGUUUUAAAGGUAAUAGGUGAUUCCACUCACAGUAUUUUUUCCGCCGAUUGUUUUGACAAAAUAUAUUUUUGGAGACCAGCAGGUAUGCUCCAGUGUUUGCCAAUUUUUGCCUUGGCCCUGUUCUGCCAGACUCAGUUGUUUGAAAUUUAUGAGACUCUACCCAAUGCCACCUUGGAAAAAAUGAACCAAGUUGUGCGAGGAGCCUUAAAUGUAUGCACAGUUGUUUAUAUAUCUGUUGGAUUGUUUGGUUACAUUGGUUUUUGUUCUGAACCGUUUUCAGGUAAUAUUCUGAUGAGCUUUGAACCAAGCGUGACCUCUGAAGUCAUCAAAAUAGGCUUUGUUCUUUCAGUGGCAUUUAGUUUUCCACUAGUCAUUUUUCCCUGUCGAGCCAGUUUAAAUUCUUUACUUUUCAGACGAGGCUACACACACUUGGAAACGUCAACUAGUUACAUAUCAGAAACAAAAUUUCGAUGUCUCACUACUUUUAUAGUGAUAAUAUCGAUGGUUGUCGGUAUACUGAUUCCUAGCAUUGAAUUUGUACUUGGUAUAGUUGGAUCAACUAUUGGUGUUUUGAUAUGUCUGAUAUUUCCUGGUAUGUUUUUCAUAUCCAUCAGUACAAAAAAUACUAAUGAGAGGUUACUUGCUCAGCUUCUUGUAAUUAUUGGUCUGUGGAUUAUGAUUCUUGGCACAUAUGCUAAUCUAUAUGCAAUGGAACAAUCGUCGAAUUCGCAAGUUGAAACGGUAACUCCAAAACUUCCUGUUCAAGUGAUCAAUGGUGUAUCUAAAACGUUCAUAGAAAACGAAGUGCUUGUGGAGCAAAAUCAGUUAAAACAGCCUGAUAAUCUACUAAAUGUAAAAGAUAAUGUCGAUAAACCUCAAGCUAGAGUUCCUGAGAAACCUCCUGAUGAAGAAAACAUUAGACGGGAACCUCCUGUACCCGUUGAGCAAUUACCUGUAAAACCACAAGAUAAAGUACCAGUUGUUGAAUCAAUAGUAACAAUUAGUCCAAAAGUGCAAGAAAUAAUUAACAAGAUUAGUAUUGAUGAUCAGUUAGUUGAUGAAGCCAAAAAAGCAUUUGAUUCGUUGAAAAAAGUCAAACCUAAAAAAAAGGGAGCUUCUAAAAUAGAAGAAAAUCCAGUGCCUGAUAAACUUAUGAACGAGCCUCCUAAAGGUGAAGAGAACCAAGUACCUGUCGAAAAAAGUAAAAAUGCUGUUAGAGUCGAUGCGUUCCAAAAAAACGAUAUAGCUGUAGACGCUAUCAAAAAAGAAGAAUCUGAGCUUGCUGCCGACAAAGACAUUCUGAACGUUGAUCCUAUGCAGAGGCGUGAACAGCUCGAUAAAACCUUGGUCAAACAUAUCAAGGAACAGAAAAAAAUGAUGCAGGAACAAAAGGAGUUGUUGAAAGAUAUCGAGAGAAACGAGAAAAAGUUGGAACAGGAAAUCGGUGGCGAAAAGUUAAAGGACCUUGAAAAAAAAACCCUGCUAGUUGAUAACCCUUCACUGGGUGAAGAGAAGAAACCAGGUAACGAAGCGAAAAAAGAAUAUCAUGAUGUUGCCAAUAAGAAAGUUAGAAAAAAAGCAUCAGUUGAAAUGAUCGGCUUGAAAAAGAAUCUGUCACGACUGAUUACAGAAAAGAAUGGAUCACAAGUAAAUGUAAAGAAACCACUAGAUAAUGAAAGUAUUGAUAAGGACGUACAUAUAAUUGAUAAUGAAAUGAAAAAAGUAGAUGAUUCAGAAAAAGUAAAACUAAUCUCACUGGACUCCAAGUUAAAACCAGACUUGGCUGUAAAAAAAUCUGGUGAUCACAUUAUUAAAGCUUUAAAUAAUCAAUCGAAUAAAAUUUCCAGAGAAUUUGAAGCUGCAGAAAUAUCCAACAGUCAUCAAAAUAAUAACGUUGACUCACCAGGUCUGAUGCCUAGUGUGAAAAACAAUGAUAGUUACGUUCCGUUGGUUCUAAAAUUAAAUUCACAAAAUAAAGAUACUCUGAAUUCAGAUAAUUUAGAGAAUAACCACAGUAAUUAUGCUCGAAAAAACACGUUGGAUGAGCACGAAAGAGAAAAAAGAGAAAUUGAAGAGAAAGAAAAUAGUAAUGAACUUAAAACUGCUAUCAAUCAAACAAUCAUCGAAGGGAAUAAGAAUGUUUCAGUUGUGCAAGAUACAGUUAUAGAUAACAAGAAAGAAAGUUGUGAAAAAGAAGAAAAACAAAAUCUUCAAAGUGUGAAUCAGGAAGAACAAGUGACUCUUAAAUUGAUAAAUAAUGGUAGUUCCAUAGACCUAAUUAAAACUAGUAGUUAUUUGUCUGGACAGGAAGCUAUAAAAACUGUUUCAAUUGAUUCAGAAUUAAAAUCAGGUGACAGUUUGAUAAAAGUAAAAUCGAGAGAUUUGAAAUCCAUAAAUUAUGACAAUGUUGAUAAAACGUAGUUAUUGAGUCUGAUGCCCCUGUAAAAAAACGAUCUAUUUUUUAGUUUGUGCAUUUAGAUUUUUUA